Molecule: messenger RNA, 492 nt
Organism: Necator americanus (New World hookworm)
Lineage: Eukaryota; Metazoa; Nematoda; Chromadorea; Rhabditida; Ancylostomatidae
Exons: 1
Coding region: 1-492 (163 amino acids)
Source: RefSeq, a predicted model, not a curated record
AUGGAAAGCUUUACUAAAACAGUAUACCGGCAAAAUGAAAAGAUGUUUUUUCUGUCCUUAACACUGCCAAAGGAAGUAGCUGUCGGUGAAGCAACCCUUCCAAUUUGGAAGGAACACUUCAAGACCUUGCUAAACCGGCAAGCGCCGUCAGGUCCUGAACUCGAGCACGUUGAUAGGCCAACAUAUGCGGUUAACGAGGGAUCACCGACCGAGUCGGAGGUUUUAGUCUGCAUUCAAAAAAUGAAGAAUGGAAAAUCUGGUGGAGACGACGGGAUUAGCGCAGAAAUGCUGAGAUAUCUUCCUCCGUCAGGGAUUCGUGAAAUGACAAAGAUCAUCCGUUCAAUAUGGAUAGACGAAAGGACACCUGACUCGUGGAGACACGUUGUCAUAAUUCCCCUCUACAAGAAGUUAUCCGUCACGGACCCUAGGAAUUAUAGAGGAAUCUUUUAUGUACAAGAUAUUGGAGCGGAUUAUCCUGAACCGACUCAUUAA